AUGAAGAAUGAAGCUUGCUCGCUGGCCUUUUUCAGAGCCGUCUUUGCCGAGUUCUUGGCCACCAUGAUAUUUGUGCUUGUCGGGGUGGGCUCGGCCUUGAAUUGGCCGUCGGCACUCCCAGGGAUGGUGCAGAUUUCCAUGGCCUUUGGCUUGGCCAUCGCCACCCUCGUCCAGUCCGUGGGCCAUGUCAGCGGGGCUCACAUCAACCCAGCGGUGACAGUGGGCCUCCUCGUUGCACAAAAGAUUUCAGUCGUGAGAUCGGUGGCCUACGUUGUGGCUCAGAUGGUGGGAGCGAUAGCUGGGGCAGGAGUGAUCUACCAGCUCGCUCCACCCGAUGUCCGAGGGACCCUGGCCGUAAAUGCGCUGCACAACAACACAGGAGCAGGACAGGCAGUGGGAGUAGAGCUGAUUCUCACCUUCCUGCUGGUCCUCUGCGUCUUCGCCUCGACGGACAGCCGCAGAACUGAUGCUGUGGGCUCGCCAGCGUUAAGUAUCGGGCUGUCAGUCACAACCGGCCAUUUCCUAGGGAUCUAUUUCACGGGCUGCUCAAUGAAUCCUGCACGGUCUUUUGGCCCCGCUGUCAUAAUGGCAAACUUCCAAGAUCACUGGAUCUUUUGGGUGGGACCUCUGGUGGGCGGUAUUGUGGCCUCUCUGAUCUACAACGUCAUCCUCGCUCCUGACACAAGAAGCCUAUCCGAGAGGCUUGAUGUUCUGAAAGGGACCUACCAACCUGAAGAUGACUGGGUGGAGAAGAAUGAUCAGAGGUACUCAACGGAACUGGUGGAGAAUCGCAGAAUCAUGGAAUCAUAA
Zootoca vivipara (common lizard) is the source of this 810-nucleotide messenger RNA. RefSeq names its product aquaporin-5-like. Gene Ontology annotation, cellular component: apical plasma membrane; plasma membrane. The record is from RefSeq and is a predicted model, not a curated record. NCBI's taxonomy places the organism in Eukaryota, Metazoa, Chordata, Lepidosauria, Squamata, Lacertidae. Gene Ontology annotation, biological process: carbon dioxide transport; transmembrane transport; water transport. Gene Ontology annotation, molecular function: water channel activity.